CAGCUAUGGGUUUGUGCGGGAGGCGGUAUGUUAAAGUAAGGUAGGCUACUAAACCGGCUUCACACGCAUCCCUAAGAAGUUCACGGGAAGACUUCAAGUAUAGAAGAAGGGAGAAGAAAAUAAUAAAUGAGCAUUUCUUUCCAGAAAUAUAACUUUGUAGAGAGGCAAGUCUAGUUUACUCCUCGUGUAAGAGGACUAGUGUAUGAUCGCUGCACUAUUACAGUUCCCACUACAAGCUAGUUUUGUUUGGUUUUUUAACUUUUUUUAUAUAAACGUUACUAAUUGUGUAAAUGCAACGCUGCUUGAUAUAUGAAAAGAGCAUGGCACCAGAAUCCAGGAACGGAGGGCUUUCACUGAACAACAGCGGCAAGGACAACAGCAGGAGAAAGCUUCUGGUCGGAGUGGAUCUGUUCUGCUUGUUUCUAGCUGGCCUUCCUUUCCUGGUCAUCGAGACCAGCGCUGUGCAGCCGUACCGCCGCGGCUUUUACUGCAGCGACGCGUCCAUCAAGUACCCUGCCAAGAGCAAAGACACCAUCAGCGACGGCGUGCUUAGCGCCACCGGCAUUCUAAUCACCAUCCUGUCUAUCAUCGUGGGGGAGAGCUACCGGGUGCGCUUCCUGAACGAGGGCUCCAAGUCCUUCGUGGGGAACCCCUACAUCGCCGCGCUCUACCGGCAGGUGGGCGUGUUCGUGUUUGGCUGCGCCAUCAGCCAGUCCUUCACGGACAUAGCCAAGGUGUCCGUGGGCCGCCUGCGACCUCACUUCCUGGCCGUGUGUAACCCCGACUUCUCCACCAUCAACUGCUCGCUGGGGUACAUCACUGACUACCAGUGCCAAGGCCCUGAGAGCCGCGUGCAGGAGGCCAGGAAGUCCUUCUUCUCGGGACACGCCUCCUUCUCCAUGUACACCAUGCUGUACCUGGUGUUCUACCUGCAGGCCCGGUUCACCUGGCACGGUGCCCGCACCCUGCGCCCCCUGACCCAGUUCACCCUGGUCAUGCUGUCCUUCUACACCGGCCUGUCCCGGGUGUCCGACCACAAGCACCACCCCGGAGACGUCCUGGCGGGCUUCGUGCAGGGCGCCCUGGUGGCCUACUGCAUCGCCUUCUAUGUGUCAGACCUGUUCAAGCCCAAGGGCAGGCGUUCUACCAUCUGCCCGGCGCCCAUAAAGAAAGAUCUCCCUCCAGCGGACAUCAGGGAGCGCAGUAAUCACCUCAUCAUGGCAUAGGGUCGGGGGACCCUAACCGGACCUCUGACUCUCAACAACAAUCACUACUGCAUCCACUGAACCAAAUCGGAACAAUCAGGAUUCAUCAUCAACGUCUCACAUCCGAGAAGAAGACGAGUUAGUGGAGCUUCUGCCUUAUGUAUUUAGCCAAAACGCAACACUAUCUAAAUGUGAAACUAAAUGCUAAAGGCUAGCUAGCUUAUUGCUAAGUAAGAAAGAUGCCUGGACAGCUUCAAUAGCGAGACGAAAGCAAGCAUCCAGGGCUCUUCCUCGCUUCCUACCCCACUUGCCAACGACUCUCCACGAACUAAACAAAGAAACUGUGAAACAGAGGUGGGGAAUUGAGAGGAGUGGUGGCGCGACGGACGCCGUGAGAUGUUAACUGCUACCGUGCUUUGCUGUGUCCCAGAGUGGAAAACUCUGUCUGUUCACUCACCGCAAACCGGCUGGGACACAAACUAUUGACAACGGAACAAAUUCCUUAUUACAGGAAGGAUGUUUGAAUGGUAUUAGUUAUAUAUAUAUACCUAUAUAUAUA
Molecule: messenger RNA, 1764 nt
Organism: Gadus chalcogrammus (walleye pollock)
Lineage: Eukaryota; Metazoa; Chordata; Actinopteri; Gadiformes; Gadidae
Product: phospholipid phosphatase 3-like
Exons: 6
Coding region: 291-1226 (311 amino acids)
Biological process (GO): phospholipid metabolic process; phospholipid dephosphorylation; canonical Wnt signaling pathway
Molecular function (GO): phosphatidate phosphatase activity
Source: RefSeq, a predicted model, not a curated record